Molecule: messenger RNA, 843 nt
Organism: Penicillium olsonii
Lineage: Eukaryota; Fungi; Ascomycota; Eurotiomycetes; Eurotiales; Aspergillaceae
Source: the annotation of a GenBank genome assembly
AUGGCGUACGGUUACGACGUCGAUGUUUUUAGAUUUUUCGAAACUUCCUCGGACCGGCUUUAUGAUUGUGGUCAGUCAAUGGGCUAUUCAAUCGUGAGCCAGCGCAUCAACUGUUCGACCAGGCCCAUCUUAUUUAUCGCACACGGUCUCGGAGGGCUGAUAUGCCAGCAAACCUUGAUAAUCAGCAAUACCAUAGACGGACUCUGGCAGAUCUCGUCCAGCUCAAUUGGGAUCAUAUUCAUGGGAACCCCUCAUUAUGGGUCAAUUGCAUCAUAUGUGGAUAAACUUGCCAAGUGCAUGGACACGGGCCAUUCGAUGGACAGAGGAACUGUCGAUGCUUUCUAUCCGGGCUCAAAUGAUUUACAGCGAGUCGGGAAUGAAUUCCAAUUGAUGAUUCAUCGUGAUGAUCUCUCUCUCAGGAUAUUUUGCUUCUACGAAGCCUUCGAGAUGAAUGGUGAAGUCGGCAAGAUCGUGGAAGAACACUCUGCUGUCUUGAGAGGACAUGACAGUUGCAGUGUCGACACAAACCAUGCGAAUAUGACAAGGUUCCGUGGGCGGACUGAUGGGUGUUAUCGUCUCAUUCAAUCGAUCAUUGCGAAAUGGCUUCAAGAUCCUGCGAACGAAUCAAAGAAGGCAUCUGCAUCUUUCGGGGCCGGUUCAAAACCAUGCCCUCCAUGGCUUCAGCCACUUGAUACCGAGCCCUUCGCGACACCAGAAUAUACAGAAUCUGGCUCGGAGCUCAGUGCGUGGUCUACUGCUCCUACUCCAACGGAAAGACCAUUGAUCACGGAGACCACCCACUUUUACAGAUUCAUCAAUACCGGAAACUUGAUGCAAAGGUGA